This is a messenger RNA of Bactrocera oleae (olive fruit fly), 443 nucleotides long. The record is from RefSeq and is a predicted model, not a curated record. Lineage: Eukaryota; Metazoa; Arthropoda; Insecta; Diptera; Tephritidae.
GCGCAUUUAUUUUCGCACGUUAUAUAAUUAUAUGUGAAGGUGGAAAACAAGAGGCUUUCAGUUGUUUAGAGAACGAUUGUUGUUCCAUUGACUUUAGCAAAAUGGUGGUAACGGUGGAUUUCAUACUAUAUGCGUGUAAGCUUGGUUCGGAUUAUGCAUUCUAUUUAGACACCGGCAAAGAGAUGAAUAACGACAACAAGUUGAUCACAGAUUACUGUACUGAAAUUUGUGAGAAUAUCUCGAUUUGCAUUAAACUGAUUACAUUACCUGAAAUUGCGGAAGCAGACAGAGGCGUGGUAUUUGAUUGGUGUUUCGAUGGAACGGUUUAUGUGCAUGAUACCAUUCUAUAUGAGGAAGAUUAUAUUUGUUUGUAUUUCUCCGGUAAUAUGGUUGGUAUAGAUAAAAAGGUGCUUCCUUACCUUACAAGCUUAAAUAUCUGGUAA